GAGCUGCGGCCGAGUCUGGUGGCUGGAGGAGACGCCGGCGCUGGAGAGUGCGCUGCGCCGCCGGCCGCUGAGGGACCGCAGGGCCUGCCGCUGCUGGCCGCUUUCAGCCUUCGCCGAGAGGAAGCGCCAAGUGCGACGGUCUCAAAUCCAGCCUUCCCGUUUUGGCAGGGGCGACCGUUGGUCCUGUUGGGGAGAACUGACGGGAUCAAGACUUUGUACUCUGACCUUCUCUGACCCUUGACCUUGGUAGAUCAGUAUUACCUACGAGUCCUGCAAAAAAAGUCCAGGUGUGGAAAUUAAAACGACAAAUAUUUUGGGGGCUUUGAUCAAACAAAUGCUAAAAAGACACAUAAAGAAGACCCCUAUCAAUCAUUUCUCAACAGUUAUAUAGUCAACUGAUGUAACAAUGGUACUAAUAUUGGGACGCAGACUAAACAGAGAGGAUCUUGGGGUGCGUGAUUCCCCAGCAACUAAGCGUAAAGUUUUUGAAAUGGACCCUAAAUCUCUGACAGGUCAUGAGUUUUUUGACUUCUCUUCAGGAUCAUCCCAUGCUGAAAACAUACUUCAGAUAUUUAAUGAGUUCCGAGACAGCCGCUUAUUCACAGAUGUUAUCAUUUGUGUGGAAGGAAAAGAGUUUCCUUGCCAUAGAGCUGUUCUUUCAGCCUGUAGCAGCUACUUCAGAGCUAUGUUUUGUAAUGACCACAGGGAAAGCCGAGAAAUGUUGGUUGAGAUCAAUGGUAUUUUAGCUGAAGCUAUGGAAUGUUUUUUGCAGUAUGUUUAUACUGGAAAGGUGAAGAUCACUACAGAGAAUGUUCAGUAUCUCUUUGAAACCUCAAGCCUCUUUCAGAUUAGUGUUCUCCGUGAUGCAUGUGCCAAGUUCUUGGAGGAGCAACUGGAUCCUUGUAAUUGCUUAGGAAUUCAGCGUUUUGCUGACACCCAUUCACUCAAAACACUCUUCACAAAAUGCAAAACCUUUGCAUUACAGACUUUUGAGGAUGUGUCCCAGCAUGAAGAAUUUCUUGAGCUUGACAAAGAUGAACUUAUUGAUUAUAUUUGUAGUGAUGAACUUGUUAUUGGUAAAGAGGAGAUGGUUUUUGAAGCCGUCAUGCGUUGGGUCUAUCGUGCUGUUGAUCUGAGAAGACCACUGUUACACGAGCUCCUGACACAUGUGAGACUCCCUCUUUUGCAUCCCAACUACUUCGUUCAAACAGUUGAGGUGGACCAAUUGAUCCAGAAUUCUCCUGAGUGUUACCAGUUGUUGCAUGAAGCAAGACGGUACCACAUACUUGGGAACGAAAUGAUGUCCCCAAGGACUAGGCCACGCAGGUCCACUGGCUAUUCAGAGGUGAUAGUCGUUGUUGGAGGCUGUGAACGAGUUGGAGGAUUUAACCUUCCAUAUACUGAGUGCUAUGAUCCUGUAACAGGAGAAUGGAAAUCUUUGGCUAAGCUUCCAGAAUUUACCAAAUCAGAGUAUGCAGUCUGUGCUCUAAGGAAUGACAUUCUUGUUUCAGGUGGAAGAAUCAAUAGUCGUGAUGUCUGGAUUUAUAACUCACAGUUAAAUAUUUGGAUCAGAGUUGCUUCUCUAAAUAAAGGCAGAUGGCGUCACAAAAUGGCUGUCCUCCUUGGUAAAGUAUACGUUGUAGGAGGCUAUGAUGGGCAAAACAGACUUAGCAGCGUAGAGUGUUAUGAUUCCUUUUCAAAUCGAUGGACUGAAGUUGCUCCCCUUAAGGAAGCAGUGAGUUCUCCUGCAGUGACUAGCUGUGUGGGCAAAUUGUUUGUGAUUGGUGGAGGACCUGAUGAUAAUACUUGUUCUGAUAAGGUUCAAUCUUAUGAUCCAGAAACCAAUUCUUGGCUACUUCGUGCAGCUAUCCCAAUUGCCAAGAGGUGUAUAACAGCUGUUUCCUUAAACAACCUGAUCUAUGUUGCUGGUGGACUGACCAAGACAAUAUAUUGUUAUGAUCCAGUUGAAGACUACUGGAUGCAUGUACAGAAUACAUUCAGCCGACAGGAAAACUGUGGCAUGUCUGUGUGUAAUGGUAAAAUAUAUAUCCUGGGUGGAAGACGGGAAAAUGGAGAAGCCACGGACACUAUUCUCUGUUAUGAUCCUGCAACAAGUAUCAUCACAGGGGUAGCUGCAAUGCCCAGGCCAGUGUCCUAUCAUGGCUGUGUGACUAUUCAUAGAUACAAUGAGAAAUGCUUUAAGCUCUAAAGCCAGGAUACCUCACCUGAGAAGCCACACUGAUCCAAGAUGAGAGGUUUAAAAAACUCCUGAGUGGGAACUUAUCUCCUCUGUGCCAUAUUCAAAAAAUAGCAAAACCAAUAAUCCUGGUGCCUUUCUCCCCAAUAUAUCAAUCUUUCAAACUGUAAUAAAGUCUUUCCUGUAAUGGGAAAAAAAGUUGUUAAAGAUAAUUAUGGUGAUUGUUGCUUGACCUUUGGGAGUUUACCCUUGUAUUUGUAAGAAGCCUCUGUGGAGUAGGAAAUAAUGUCUGCCUGAAUGCUUUUUUAGAAAUUUGUGAAUGAUCUUUUCAUUUAUGUAUGGUUAGCUGCAAGACUGUAUAUUCCUUAUUUUGUCAUAUAUGUAAAGAAAAGUUGCAUGACUGAGGAUUCACAUUUAGGUUGAAUCACCUAAUGCUGAGAGAGCUUAGAAUGUAUUCUGAGGGGAAGAAAUCAAUUUUAAAAAUCUUUGUCACAGACUUAGCAUAUCCACACUGGUUAAUUUUAUUGAAGGUUUUUUCCCCCUCUGCAACUGAUAAAAUUGUAAUAACCACAAUUUGAGUAUCAUAAAAUACUGAAUUAUUGUGACUUAAUUCUUAAAAUUGCCAUCUUAUAUUAAACAUGUUCCCUUCCCCAGCGGCAGGGGGUGGGGCGGCAGGUUAGGUUGGAGAUACAAAUAUAAGUGCCCAUAAAAGGCAAAAUAAAAUUAUAAAUUAAUUCUUAAUAAAAAAUAACUAUUGAAGAACAAUGGGACCCACUGUCAAAGUAUUUAUGCAUCAUCUCUAAGUCCUCUCAGGAAGUCUUUUUCCUUUAACCUGACAAAGGAGUUGAAAUUCUAUUUUGCAGUAUUGCCUUAUGAAAAACAGACAAUAGGGUUUGACCUCAUUAGUAUGGUGCUUUGGGUCAGAAGCUCUUCCUUGGUUAUUCUGCUUUCUUUUGAACAGCUACAAAUCCUGAGAAUCUCUACUGUUAAAGUGCCUUUAAUAGGCUAAUGCGGGGACCACUUACUUCAGUGGGUCCAUUUUUCUUUUAAAUUUACGUCUCUGAAAAAAAUAACAGCAGUAGUUCCAGUCUUUCUGAAAUAAAUCUAUAUUGUAUAAAAUACUGAUCAGUAUUUUCAAACUUCUCUAAAACAGACUGAUUCUGUCUGGAUUUCUCAACUCCGGUUUAUAAAGCUUACCAAUUUUCAGAAAGGAAUGUCAAAUUUUUUCUAAGGCAAAUAAAUGGAUAUGGCAGGAACUACGGCCUAAGUAAUUAUUGUGAUUCCUGGAUGGACAGAUAUAAUUUACAACGUUUUAGGGAUGUACCAGGUAGCCUGCUGUAUUUUGAAUUCCCAAUCACUGUUGUCUCUCACAUUGGAAUUGCAUACUCCUUGUCAUAGUAGGGAUGAUGCAAAUACAUGAUUAUAGUGUCACCAGAUUUUUGUUAAAACCAAGGUAGUCAUCAAAAACAUAACAUUGGUAAACUUUUUUUCCCCCUCAUCCUAGACUGAUACAGACAUUUCAGAUAGAGAAACUUUAGAGCUGAGGAUCUAAUUUCUGAGGAAAACUAUAAAAAAUAUUUUUAGGGAAUUUUAUUUUUCAAGUCAACUUAAAAAUGAUAUAUAACUUUCUGUGAUAACUAUCAAAGCAAUUCAGAAAAUAAUUUAGUUGAAAAACAGUUGUAUGUACAAUUGGGAUGCUUGUACUGUAAUUUUAUAGUAAAUGUCUUCUUCAUUAUACUUUUGUAGAUAAUGGAACCUACUUAGUUCAGAAAUUCUUUAUAGUAAAUGAGAUAAUGUAUGAAAAAUUUUUUUAAAUACUUAGAAUUAUACAAAUAAUAGCUGUUAUUUUUAUGUGUAUUUGUAAGAUCUUGUCCAUACAGAGACUUCACAUAAAAAGAGACUUUCUUAGGAUAACUUUGUAUUCUAGUAUUUUUGUCUAUUGUAAAAGUAUUAACUAUUUACUUUUUUGUUUUACAUUUAUUUUUCAUAUCCCAUAUGUUUAUUGUAGUAAAUUUGAAAUGAAACCUUAACAACCAUAAUUUGUUUAAGCACAGACCUCAUACCAAUAUUGUUUAAUUUUUUCUCUACAUAAUUUUAAACUACAUAAAUUAAGUAGUUGCAAUUAAUGUUGAAGACCACCAAGUACUUAGCUCAAAUCCUAGAAAAUUAAAGUAAGUCUUUAAAGUUACAGAACUGAUAUUUUAACUUUUUAAAUUAUUUAUCUUCCUUUACUAAUUCUUGAUAAAUAAUGGUGUUAGCCUUGAUUUUCAAAAAAGUAUUUUAGGAUACAAUUAGUAUAUCAAAAGGGAUAUAUCAACCAAAUUGUUGUCAGAUUAUAUUCAUUCUGUCAUCCCAUAGUUGGCAGGUUUUUCUCCUGAUAGAUGAUGCUCGAAUGAGCCUCUGGGUUAGUAUGCAUGUGUAUACCUGUAUAUAUGUAGAUAGUAUGGUUGUGGACACACAUAUACAAACGCCCAAGAAUUUUUGCAGUUUGUGAUGAUCAGAAAAAAAAACACAUAAAGUAAAAAUUAGUUGAUCAUGUUAAAUUCAAUUCCAGAAGAUUUUUUGAUUUGGGCAUUUCUAGA
Molecule: messenger RNA, 4779 nt
Organism: Sciurus carolinensis (gray squirrel)
Lineage: Eukaryota; Metazoa; Chordata; Mammalia; Rodentia; Sciuridae
Gene: Klhl24
Product: kelch like family member 24
Exons: 10
Coding region: 407-2209 (600 amino acids)
Molecular function (GO): protein binding
Source: RefSeq, a predicted model, not a curated record